Molecule: messenger RNA, 5997 nt
Organism: Lytechinus variegatus (green sea urchin)
Lineage: Eukaryota; Metazoa; Echinodermata; Echinoidea; Temnopleuroida; Toxopneustidae
Product: Werner syndrome ATP-dependent helicase homolog
Exons: 31
Coding region: 391-3891 (1166 amino acids)
Biological process (GO): double-strand break repair via homologous recombination; DNA replication; telomere maintenance
Cellular component (GO): cytoplasm; nucleoplasm; nucleus
Molecular function (GO): nucleic acid binding; four-way junction helicase activity; ATP binding
Source: RefSeq, a predicted model, not a curated record
AUUGAUUAAAACAAAUAUUUUGCGAUUCCUGAUAUCUAUCGGCAGAUGCAAGUAUUUUUUUAAUCCAAGUUGGCAGCUCUACAGUAUAGAGCAUGUAUCUUUAAGACCCCCUACCAAUGUAAGUAGACUAGUUUGGCAUAUAGUCUAGGACAUAAGAGUGCUUAUGUCAUCAACAGAAGUACAGCAUCUAAAGCCCCAGAAGGAUGGUAGAGAAUAGGGGAGCUUUUCAUGAAAGAAAUAAUGAUUUUCAUUGUCAACUGUUAUAAGCUACCAAAAUUCCUGCAUUUGAUUGGCUCAGAAGAAAUUCUUCAUUGGAAUCACCAUUUUUCUACAUGAAACUCCACAGGACUUGGGAGUGAAUCAAUGUGAAUCGGAGUGCUUCAUACCAAGAUGGAUGUCACACAGUUAGUCUCCCAACUCUCCUCUUUGCAACGUCUUGCCCAUGCAACUCUUGAAACUGUGGACUACCAGUCCAAACUCUUAGGAAUAUCCAAAGACUGCCUGACCAAUGGGUUGGAUCUUGCCAAGACUGCCACUGAGGCUCUCAAAAACCUUCAGUCAUUGCUCAACGAGAAUGAGAGGACAAGACAAGCGUCGAGUCUGGAGGAAAUGGAAUCUUUGAAUUAUGAGGAGGAAUCUUCACAAGAGGCUACCAGUACUCCGUCUACAGAUGGAGACAUGGGCAAAGUUGAAUAUGAUGACUUUCCUAAUGAGAUUCCUUCUGUUGAGGUCCAAGAACCCAAAGAUGACAAAGCCAUUUCACACCCAGAUGUAUCUGCAGAACUCUUUGAUGACUUUGAAGAGGAAGAGGACAUUGAUGAAAAUAUGCUGGCUGAGAUUGAUGCAAUGUGUGAGGCUGCAGCCAAUUCAUCUACUGAUACCAUACAAGAUUCUACCACCUCAAGAGACGAUGAAGAUGAAACACUCAACGAUCUUUCUGUGACCCCACCAAGCAAAACAUACAUUGAUGCAUUGAAGAAAAGCUUUGGUCAUGCGUCUUUUAGACCAAUGCAGUGGAAAAUCAUCCAUUCUAUUUUGAAGAACAGAAGGGAUCAGUGUGUUGUCAUGGCAACAGGUUAUGGUAAAAGUCUUUGCUACCAGUUCCCGUCAGUUUUCACUGGAGGUGUUAGCAUCGUUAUCUCACCUCUCAUCUCUCUCAUGGAGGACCAGGUCCAAGCUCUUAAGAUCGCCAACAUCAAGGCAUGUUAUUUAGGAUCAGCUCAGAAAGACAUGGCACAAGCUAAAAGAAAUAUGAUCAAAGGAGAGUAUAGAUUAGUUUACAUGACCCCUGAGUUUGCUUCCGUUGCGACAGAUCUCAUUGAAGAUAUGCAAACAAAAGUAGGAAUUACUCUGGUUGCUAUUGAUGAAGCUCACUGCGUGUCACAGUGGGGUCAUGACUUCAGAUCAGCUUACAGAACUCUGGGAAAUCUAAGACAAUUACUUCCUGAGGUGCCCUUUCUUGCUCUGACUGCCACUGCUACUCCUAUGGUCCAGAGAGACAUCUGUAAAUCAUUACGACUCAAAAACCCUGAAGUCACAUGCACCAGCUUCGAUAGACCGAAUCUCUACCUACAAGUUGACCUAAAGACAGGUGACGUCCAAAGUGAUCUUGCCAACAUCCUUGUUGAAUCAAGAAAAUUUUACUAUGAAUUUGAUGGUCCAACUAUUAUCUACUGCCCAACUAAGAAGGCUACAGAGAGUGUAGGGAGCACACUCAAAAAUCUCGGGGUGAAGGCUGAUAUUUAUCAUGCAGGUAUGAACCCUGAGAGGAGAAAAGAAAAUCAUCAUAAAUUUGUUCGAGAUGAACUUCAGUGCAUAGUGGCAACAGUUGCCUUUGGAAUGGGGAUCGAUAAACCAGACGUCAGGAAUGUUAUACACUAUGGAGCUCCUAAGGAUAUUGAAUCUUACUACCAGGAGAUCGGUAGGGCGGGGCGUGACGGCAUGCCUAGCAACUGCUAUGCCUUCUACAGUCGAGGUGACUUUACAUUAAAUUGGCAUUUUGUAAGAGAGAUAAGGAGUGCAGAGUUCCAAGAACACAAGUCCAAAAUGAUCAAGAAGAUAGAAGACUAUGUUCAAACUUCACAAUGCCGUAGAAAGUUAAUCUUAUCACAUUUCCAGCACAAUGCAAAGAGUGCAUUGACAGGGAGUAGAGAUUGCUGUGAUAAUUGCAAAAGGAAACUUGAAAAGGGAUCAGAUAGUGUUGCAAGUAGCCAGCCAGAUGAGUUAGAUCUCAGUAAAGAGUUACACCAUCUACUGUCGGCUAUCGACGCCACAGGAGGGCGCUUCGGUCUCUCCGUUCCUAUUUUCUUUCUCAGAGGUUCGUCGAGUCAAAGGGUUCCUAAUUACCUAUUCAAGCACAAGAACUUUGGAAUUGGCAAGUACAGAUCUGAAAAAUGGUGGAAGGCAUUUGCAUAUCAAGUUCUACACAUGAGUCUUUUGGCAGAGCAAUCAAUCGCAGGCAACAGGUUCUGUUCGACUGUAGGUUUGUCAAGGACUGGUGAAAACUGGUAUAGGGACAUGGAGAGAGGAACAAAUGCUUCAUUUAUGAUUGAGCCAAGUCAGGAGCUACGAGCAGUGAUGAAGGAGAAGGAGAGAGCGAAGCCAACUAUCUUGCCCAAGACUACACCAGCACCUCUCACCAGACAGAUUCUACCCAGAGUACAAACGGGGGAUUGGGCCCAGUUCAUGCAGGCUAGCAAUGGAGGGGCUUCGGAGGAUAUCGUUGCUACGCAGAAACCGGUCGAUCCUAAAGAACAAGAAUUACAGGGUAAGCUGUACUCAAAGCUGAUGAAUCUACGGAAUGAGAUCGCCUCUGAAAUUGGUGCUGCCCCAUACAUGGUUGCUAACAAUAAGAAUCUACUCGACUUGGCUGUCAUUAGACCUGCCAAUCUUAAUUCCAUGUUGAAGAUUGAUGGGAUCGCUCAGGCGAGAGCUGAGAAAUUUGGUAUCCAGUUUAUCGAUGCCAUCAAAACAUAUUGUAAAGAGAAGGAUCUUGAGAUGGACAAUUUCCCCGCUUCAGCUCCAUCAAGCAUCAGCGAGAAACAGGAGGGCAGUCAGAGUAACGGAUCAUCAUCAGGAGGCUGCACUUUCCUACGAGGAGCUAAAGUUGGAACGUUAUCAGAGACUAAGAGAGAAUCGUACACCCUUUUCCAUGAGAAAGGGAUGACACUCGAAGACAUAGCAGUCAUGAGAGGACUAAAGGUUUCUACAAUUGGAGGUCAUCUAGCAGAUGCCAUUGAAGCUGGCUACCCAGUCAACUUUGCAAGAGCUGGAAUUACACCUGCAAUACAAAAAGAAAUCGAACAAGUUAUCAGGAACCCUCCAAUCAAUUCAGACAUCAGUGCCUUAGGCCCUAUCAAAGAAUUACUACCGCAAUACGAGUAUCAUGAGAUCAAGUUGGUCAUCGCUAUCCUCAAAGUGCAGUAUGGGAUGCCUGUCAAAGUCUCCGCUCUCUCAGACACAUCGUCUCCAUCAUCAUCACAAGGUUCCAAUGCGUCUCCAUCGACCAGACCUGGCCGGUUCGAUUCACCAAGUUCUUCCCAAAGGUCACGCUUUCCAAACUCCUCUCCUUCAACACCCUCCGCAACGUCUACCCCAUCGUCAAAACCCAGCGCCGUUACCAAGCAGCAUAGCAUUCCAGCCUACAUGACUAAACCACAGAAAGAAGUCUUGAAGCGCAGCCAGACAUUACCAGACAUGCCCCCAACGUCACCACCUGCUAAAGGGAAUGCCCCUCUGGGUCAGUCGAAAGGGGAUCAAUCCAGUUCAAAACGGAAGCUUCCGAGCUGGUUUAGUGGCUCUGCUGUCAAGAAAGGGAAGAAUGAGGGCAGCGGGACUCAGGAGAUGUCUACGAAAAAGAAACUGAAAGGAAACGCGCUGUUCAGGAAGUAGGCGUUCAGUUGGUGCAAUUCAAAGAAAACAGACACCUCCUUCUGUCUAGUUCAAACUGGGUCAAUCCAAUGACAACUAGACUCUAGAAACCUUGUUUGGUCUGUGGACGAGAAUGUGACUUUGUUCUGUCUAUUCAAAACCGGGUCCAACCAAAACAAACUGGAUUCUUGGAACCUGGGUUUGUCUAAUGUCUAUGGACAAAAACAAUUAUUGACCUGUGGACAAGGAUUCAAAGUUAAUUCUUUGUUCUGUUUAGUCCAAACUGGAUCAAUCCAGCAAGCACCGGAACCUAGAAAGCAUGAGGUAAUCCACUGUAUACCAGGUAAUAUGGUCUAAUUCUGUCAAGUACAGGUAGCCAAAUGUUUAAAUAUUUUUUUUAACAGCUUUUUGGCACUUAUACUGUAUAAAACAUUCUGAGAAUGUUGGUUUAUAUGGCAGUCACAUACUUCAUGUCCCAACAAACUUCCCCCUCGAAAAUAUGACCAUUCUCUGACGUCGACCCAAAUUUUUAAAGAUUGUUCCGGCUCAAUGGUUAUUUUAGAUUUCAAGAUGAACUUCAGCCAACUGUCUUGAUUUCAGGGUUUCUCUAGCCAAGAAGGUUACAUGUGCAAAGUGUGAAAAUGGGAUUGGGGACAUAAAGUAUGAGUAUGAUAAGAAAGUUGAAGAUUCAUGAUGGAACUAGGUCGGGGCUCAAUAAAAAUGUAUUGCUGAGAAAGUGUGUCUUGGAUAAAGAUCACAAGAAGUCAUGGUAUUUGAAGACGUAGACAUAAAGAUGAGCUCCCUGAUUUUGAUAGAAAGUUUAGUAUUGGUUUAUUUUAUUAUGAUUAUUUUGCGCCCAUAGUGAAAAGCAGUAGGUAAAUCUGUUUUUCUCUGAUAAGUAUUACAAACCAACAAGAUGGCUUCAGCAAGCCAUUGUAGGAUUCUUUGACAGUCAGUUUUUGGAAUUUUCAAACCUUGGGGGGAGGGGGUUGAAAAAAUUGCUUCUUGAUGUAAUGUUGGAAUGAUUGGGUAUCUGCUUUAUUUGAUUCAUCAAACAAGGACAAGAUAUGGGAGUGGCUGAGAGACAAAGGCCUGGUUGCGAGAUCUAUGAUCUGUGAAGUAUGUGAUCGGCAUUGCAGCUUCCAAAAGAAAGCUGAGAGAACAUCAGGCAACAAGGAGCAAAUGCCCAUGACAAGACCUGUUGCAUCACCAAGAACUCAUUCUUUGAGCAUACUCACCCUGCUUUUUAUGUGGUUCUGGCUCUUUGAUCCUAGCCUGAAGCAGAUUUCAAACAUGUCUGAGGUAGGAUACUCUGUAUCAUCAGUCAACUGGGCGAAUUAUAUGCAAGAUAUCUGCAGGCAAUUUGUCAAUGACCUCUACUACAAGGACACAGAGAUUUAGAGGCAAAGUGGAACUACCGUAGAUGAUAGUUUCUUAGGGAGGAGAUGCAAGUUCAACCGCAGGGAUCCAAAUCCUGGCCGCAACGUAUGUAUUUUUGGUAUGAUUGAGAGAGAGCGAUGAACUGGCUAAUCAUCUACCCCAUCGAUAGGAGGGAUGAGGAGACACUGGAAGCUCACAUCAUGAGACAUAUUGAAUUAUAAUGCACGUAAUGCACAUAUAAGAUACAAAAGUUGGGUGUGGAACAUAAAAUAAGAGUAUAAUAAUAAAUCUACUAGUAAUUGACUUUCUUCAUCCAACAGGGUUAUAAAAGUUGGGUUGGGACAUAAAGAAUGAGUAUACUAAUAGAGAUGAAUCUACUUGUAAUUGACUUUCUUCAUCCAAGUUGUAAAAGGUGGGUGGGGGAUAUAAUGGUUUAGAUCUGGGUCAUGAUGUAUAAGGGAGAGGUGCGUUCUCCAUAGGACGUGGUCCUGGUACUUUGGAGAAGGUAUGCUUUCGGUCAUUACACGCUCGCUCUGGUAUAAGCUGCAUCUGAAACGAAGGGUCCAAUUAAAACAAAGUACAGAAAAUAUAGUUAAGAGUAUGAAUAUCAUGAAUAUAUGAUUAGUGAUGUUUUGAACAGUGAAAUGGGAAGAAAUUUUGAUUGAGAAAUUGUUGGGACAUAAAGUAUGAAAGUAUGAGAAUGGUGAUAAUACUGAUAUGAGAAACGUAUAGUGUAAACCUCUGUUU